This is a messenger RNA of Alnus glutinosa, 3228 nucleotides long. RefSeq names its product receptor-like protein 6. Lineage: Eukaryota; Viridiplantae; Streptophyta; Magnoliopsida; Fagales; Betulaceae. Bases 1 to 3228 code for a protein of 1075 amino acids. Gene Ontology annotation, molecular function: protein binding. The record is from RefSeq and is a predicted model, not a curated record. The transcript has a single exon.
AUGUGCUUACUUUCCAUCAGCUUUAUUAUCUCUGCUGUGUCCGGCAAAUGUCUUGACAAUCAGCAAUCCUUGUUGCUCAAACUGAAGAAUAGCCUCGUAUUUGACACUGCUUCAUCCACAAAACUGGUGCACUGGAAUAAAUAUGUCGAUUGCUGUUCAUGGAAAGGUGUAUCAUGCAACGAGGGACGUGUUAUCGGUCUCGACCUGACCAAAGAAUCCAUUUCGGCUGGACUUGACAAUUCAAGCAGCCUUUUUAGGCUUCUGUAUCUCCAGAAUUUGAGUUUGGCUUAUAACAACUUUGAUAAUUCUGAGAUUCCAUCGGAGUUUGACAAGUUGUCGAAUUUGAUUUAUUUAAACCUUUCAAAUGUUGGCUUUGCAGGACAGAUUCCAAUUGCAAUUUCGCGUUUGACAAGGUUGGUUACUCUUGAUUUAUCUACCAGUUACCCCUUCCCUCCUGCACUGAAACUUGAGAAUCCAAAUCUAAAUAUGCUUGUUCAAAACCUUUCAGAGCUUAUGGAACUUUAUCUUGAUUUGGUAAACAUAUCAGCUCAAGGGUAUGAGUGGUGUGAGGCCUUAUCAUCUUCACUACCAAAUCUAAGAGUGUUGAGCAUGUCAGGUUGUUAUCUUUCAGGGCCUCUUAAUUCCUCCUUACUGAAUCUCCACUCUCUCUCAGUUAUUCGUUUGGAUAAUAACAAUUUUUCUGGUCCAGUCCCAGAGUUUUUUGUAGAUUUCAAAAAUUUGACAUCCUUGUGUUUCUCUUCUUCUGGGUUAAAUGGAAAAUUUCCAGAAAAGAUUUUCCAAAUUCCCACCCUACAAAAGCUUGACUUAACAGAUAAUGAACUACUUCAAGGUUCUUUGCCAGAAUUUCCUCUAAAUGGAUCUCUUAAAACCCUGUUGCUGAGAUACACAAGGUUUGCGGGGACAUUGCCAUCUUCUGUUGGUAACCUUAAAAUGUUAUCCCUAAUAGAUCUUGCAGGUUGCAAUUUCAGUGGAGAAAUCCCAAACUCAAUGGCAAACCUUACCCAAUUACGUAAUUUGGACAUGUCACUCAAUAGUUUCAAUGGGUCAAUUCCGUCAUUCAGCAUGAGUAAGAAUUUGAUCCAAAUAGUCCUUUCUAAGAAUAAUUUGACAGGUCAGAUUGCUUCUACUCAGUGGGAAGAACUUUUGAAUUUGGUGACUCUUGACUUGAGUUAUAAUUCACUGGAAGGGAGCAUUCCAGUUUCUCUAUUUUCCCUUCCAUCAUUGCAGGAACUAGUACUUCGCAACAACCGAUUUUCUGGUUCACUCAAUGAAUUUUCAAAUGUUUCUUCUUAUCUACUGGAAACCUUUGAUUUGAGUUACAACAACUUGAAAGGGCCAAUACCCAUGUUUAUCUUUGAGCUCCGAGGUCUUAAGAGACUCUUACUUUCUUCGAACAACUUUAGCGGCUCCUUGCAACUUAACAGGAUUCAGCAGUUGGGAAAUCUUUGGGAGAUGUCUCUUUCGCACAACAACUUGUUGAUUGAAUAUACUGGACAUGGUUCUUCAUUGUCCUCCUUUCCCCAAAUUAUCACAUUAAGCUUGGCUUCUAACAAAUUGAAAACAUUUCCUGAUUUCUUGAGAAACCAAUCCAAAUUAAGAGAUCUUGACCUUUCAGACAACCAAAUUAUCGGAGAGAUACCCAAUUGGAUUUGGAAGCUUCCUAAUCUUUAUACAUUGAAUCUCUCUUAUAACAACCUAGUGACUUUGGAUUUGCCUCUACUACAUAUAUCUUCUUUGAGUGUCCUGGACCUUCACUCCAACCAACUUCAGGGGCAACUCUUGGUUGUACCACCGUAUGCCACAUACUUGGAUUUCUCGAUGAAUAAUUUCAGCUUUAUCAUACCAGUUGACAUUGGCAACUCCCUUACUUCUGCUUAUUUCUUCUCUCUUUCAAGCAAUAAGUUACAUGGGAGUAUCCCUGGAUCAAUAUGCAGUGCUACAAAUCUUAUUGUUUUAGAUUUGUCUAACAAUUUCUUGAGUGACACGAUUCCCGAAUGCUUAAUUGCGAUGAGUGACACUCGAGAGGCAAUAUCAGGGAUGGAGGAUCUAACUCUAGGGGUGCUGAAUUUGAGGAGCAACAAUCUCACUGGCUCAAUUUCUGAUGUGUUCCCAAGCAAUUGUGGUUUACAAACUUUAGAUCUCAAUGAAAACCAAAUAGAAGGAAAGUUGCCAAAAUCUUUGGCCAACUGCAAAAAGUUGGAGGUCUUGGACAUUGGGAACAACUACAUUAAGGAUACCUUCCCAUGUUACUUGAAGAACAUAAUCAUGUUGCGUGUCCUUGUUUUGCGAUCUAAUGAGUUUUAUGGGCCAGUUGGUUGUCCAGGGCCUAAUGCCACUUGGCCAAAGCUUCAAAUUAUAGACCUAGCUUCAAACAAUUUUACUGGUAGGCUUCCAACAAAAUACUUUUCUAACUGGAGGGCAAUGGUGGCUGAUGUAAAUAACGCUCAGUCUGAGCUUAUUCACCACAAAUUUGAAGCUUUAUUUGUGAAUGUUUAUUAUCAAGAUGCUGUAACAGUUAUCGGCAAAGGUCAACCGAUGGAGCUGGUGAAGAUUUUAACUAUCUUUAUCUCCCUUGACUUUUCAUGCAACAAUUUUGAGGGGCCAAUACUUGAAGAAUUAGGAGAACUCAAAUCCCUACAUAUCCUUAACUUGUCUCAUAAUGCUUUCACAGGCCAAAUCCCAGAGUCUCUAGGAAAGUUGACUUAUCUUGAGUCAUUAGACUUGUCAAGCAACGAGCUUACUGGCGAGAUUCCUGUCCAACUUGCAAACGGUCUUAUUUUCCUAUCAGUCCUUAACCUUUCGUUCAAUCGAUUGGUGGGAAAGAUUCCACAAAUCAAGCAAUUUGCUACAUUCCCGGAAACUUCCUAUGAAGGGAACAUAGGAUUAUGUGGCUUUCCUAUGAAAAAAAAAUGUACACAUGAAGAGCCGAGAUCAUCACCUUCAACAUAUGAAGACACUCAUUCGAAUUCUGGGAGUGCAAUUGACUGGAACUUCUUAAGUGCUGAAUUGGGAUUUGUUUUUGGCUUUGGGAUUGUUGUUGGACCUCUUAUGUUUUGGAAGAGGUGGAGGAUAUGUUACUAUAAACUUGUUGAUGACAUUUUUUUCAAGAUGUUCCCUCAGUUAUAUAUUAGAAUAGAAAAUUACCAGAGACAAGCACGCAAGAAACAAGGACGGCGAGCAUACAGAAAUCAAGGACGGAGGCAUUAG